AUGAUACCAUUGCCUUGGAAUGUCUAUGAGCAAGUAGUACCAACGAUCCAUGCGCAGCUGGGUGUACAACAAUGGAUUGAUAUGUAUCAACAUUGUCAAUUUAAUACAUUCGAUAAUUAUCGUCGUUGGUAUGAAUCUGCACAUAUUGUUUCUGCGCAACAAAUGUAUUGUUCCUGUCGAUAUUUUUGUAAAGAGUAUAUAUGCAAACAUUUGGUUGGUCUCAAAAUUCUAUAUGGCAUACACAAAUUACCAAAUGAUCGUUUACCACUUGGAAAAAAAACCCAGAGGACGACC
Didymodactylos carnosus is the source of this 294-nucleotide messenger RNA. Lineage: Eukaryota; Metazoa; Rotifera; Eurotatoria; Philodinida; Philodinidae. The record is from the annotation of a GenBank genome assembly.